UCGUUGUGUUCAGGGGGACAGAGAGGAGACAGGCAGGACAGCAUGCUCCCUUACUGAACUUUCUCACUUCUUAGUCUUGUGUUUGUGCUCCUUCCCUACCGGCUUUCCCUUUCCCCCUCCCCUUCUGUCCUGCUUGUUGAUGAGGAGCGUUUACUUCUGGGGAGGCGGUAGGUUGUUUUUUUUUUUUUUUUUUUUUGCUUUGGUUGACCUGUCUGCUGUCAAACUUCAGCUGACAUGGAUUUGUUACGCCGACGGACGCGCUGAAAAGUUCAGGAAUUUCCUUCAUUCUCAGGCGGGCUACGGGCACUGAGGACCGAUUGCUGCAACUUUUGUUCAAAGUUUUCAGAAACUUGUUUGAAACACACACACGCAAAAAAAAAAAAAAAAAGAAAAAGAAAAACAGAAAAUGCAGAAGGUGAACUCGAGCGGGACGCACGGCAGCACGCUGGGCCGGGACGCGGAGCUGCAGCUGCGGCUGGCGGACAGCGGAGCUCCCGGGGAGGCGAGGGAGAACGGAGCCGGGAAACACUUCCUCAGCCAGCAGCCCCACGAGCACCAAAGCUCGUUUUGCACCAAAAGAAAGAUGCUCGUCUGCUUGGAUGUAAUAUGUCUAAUUGUCGCCUCCAUCCCAUUUUUUGCGUGUGAAUUGAAAGCAGUGACUGCAUACAAGCGGGGCUUCUUCUGCGGAGACUCCAGCAUCACCUACCCCUUCUUGGAGCGGGAGGCAAUCCCCGACACCCUGCUCAUUGCUGGCGGCAUCGCCAUCACGGGCUUAACGAUUGCAUUGGGUGAAUGCUACCGGGUGCGUUUUAGAGGUGUACACUCGCGGGCCUUUGUUCGAAACCGCUAUGUUUCAUGCCUGUACAAAGAACUGGGGAGCUUCCUGUUUGGUUGCUGUGUGGGUCAGUCUCUCACCAAUAUGGCCAAGCUGAGCGUGGGUCGCCUCCGACCCAACUUCCUCUCCGUCUGCAACAUCACCUACGCCUCUAUUAACUGCACUCCGGGCAGCUACGUCUCCGAGGUGAACUGCAGGCCGCGCAACACGAAGAUGGUGGAGGAGGCAAGGAAGUCCUUUUUUUCGGGCCAUGCUUCCUUUGCAAUGUACACCAUGCUUUAUCUGGCAUUCUACCUGCAGGCACGGUUGUCGUGGCGAGGAGCUCGACUACUGCGCCCGCUGGUUCAGUUCCUGCUGGUGAUGAUCGCCAUCUACACCGGCCUGAGCCGCAUCUCCGACUACCGCCACCACCCCACGGACGUGCUCGCCGGCUUCAUCCAGGGGGGGCUCACCGCGUACUGGGUGGCUUUCUACAUUUCCUCCAUGUUUAAGCCCCACGCCCGUCCAGACCUGUCUCCCACAAGCGUGUCUCUGGAGAGCCCACUGUCCAGCCAGCAGACCGUCUGCUAGCAGGUGUAUACGGACCUUACAGGAAUUGGAAGAUAAAUCAGGGAGAAAAGCAGGUAGAGAAAAUAGAAAAAGCUUAGUUUAUGUGAAAGGGAAUAAUUCCACGAGAAGACUAUGAUGGAAGAGUACAAUCUAACGCAUGCUUACGUAAGACAUGUAACAUAUUUGUACACUCACAUAUGUGAAAUACAAGAAGCACAUUCGAUGGUACGUCAAACCCGUCCAGUAAAAAAAAAAAACAAAAAAAAAAAAACAACAGAUAUUUUUAUAAAAAAAAAAAGAAAAAAGUCUAUUUUUCAGGAGGAGUUUUAGAAGCUGCUAAUGUUUCCAGAUUGACCUUAUUUCCCUCUAGAGUGGAGGCUGGUAUUAAGGGUAUAUAAUUUAGUUUUCAAAGUGCAACUUCUCACACUUGAAGUCUGCAGUGACAUACAGAAAAAUCCCCAAUGCAAGCCCCUCCCUUCUCUCUGAAACCCUGUACAACUUUGAAAACACCGAGCAGCAGCUGUGAAAUGAGACCAUCAGACCUUAGAGGUGAAGACGGCUCCGCAUGAAUCCACACAACUGUCCCACGGAGCGAACAAGUGCCGGCUUCGCCUCCUCGUCAUCUUUACCGUCAGUCUUUUGAUGUGCCACUGUGCAAAUCAGCCUUCCCUACAUCACUAUAACUAAAAUAUAAACUGUGUGUAAGCAUUGAUUACAAAAAAGUGAUAAUGCUGUAAUGCAAUGCUCUUGUUCUCAUUUUGAGUAACCAUGGCAGCGAAUGGAAGGAGGCUGACCAGGUAACUUCUCCUCCUCGUCUAUGCCACUUUUCUGUACUAACCACUUUGACUGUCUCUCAGAAGUGGAGGUUUGACUGAAUUUUUUUGUAACCUCUGACUUUCGCCCCUGGAUCCCACUCUGAGUUGCACCUUGUUUUAUGCCACUCACGCAGGAGACGCGCGUCUGCGACCCAGCCGCCCUCCUGUGCAUCAUAAUUAAUAGCACUUGAAUGUAGAUAAUGGAACCUUGUAAUUAUAAUCAAUGUUAUAUAUUGUAUCACAAAUUUGAAUAAUCAGUGUUUAUCUGUGUUAGAUCAACUCAUAAACUUCAUUUCUUUUCUUUUUUUUGUCUUAAAAUGAUAAUUCUUCAAACUGAAUGUAAAUAGCAAUGUCAUUUUAUAAACCACACAGAAAAGUAUUAGCUCCAAGGUACAGAGAGAGUUGCUUUUGUACCUGUUGUAACUACUAGACUGAGCCACAGAUAUAUGAAAAAGCUAUAUUUUUUGUGUUCCCAUGUAUUAUUUGUUUUCGUCUGUGAAUGCCAUAUUGGCAGAAAUAACCACUGUACUCAAAAAAACCAAACCAUUAAAGUGAAUGUUGAAAGUUUUGAAA
Molecule: messenger RNA, 2772 nt
Organism: Cololabis saira (Pacific saury)
Lineage: Eukaryota; Metazoa; Chordata; Actinopteri; Beloniformes; Belonidae
Gene: ppap2d
Product: phosphatidic acid phosphatase type 2D
Exons: 6
Coding region: 407-1405 (332 amino acids)
Biological process (GO): phospholipid metabolic process; phospholipid dephosphorylation; signal transduction
Molecular function (GO): phosphatidate phosphatase activity
Source: RefSeq, a predicted model, not a curated record